Molecule: messenger RNA, 1197 nt
Organism: Cylindrotheca closterium
Lineage: Eukaryota; Bacillariophyta; Bacillariophyceae; Bacillariales; Bacillariaceae
Source: the annotation of a GenBank genome assembly
AUGGGUCAGUCUUGCAGUUCCUGUAAGAGCGUACAGCAUGGGUACGAAUUCAAACGGGAGGACUCCCCUGAUCCGGUAAUGUACGAUGUGAUGCGGAAAUCGCUUGAGGUAACCACUGAAACAAUCAGAAAGCGCAAUGCAAUAGGGCAACAUCACCUACUAUACAAGAAUCUAUCCAAACAAUCUUCACCAGUCGCUGGUUCUUCGCCUGGAAGUACUAUGUCCGCUCCAGCAUCUUGUCCCACUCGUUUGGUAGUACGACGAGGCUCUAUGCGGAAUGAUGAGGAAGGGAAACAUAUAUACGCAAUUCGAUAUCCCGAAGACAUCAAAGACUUGUUUGUUUCAGAACAAGCCAUGGCCACAACACCAACAUUUGGACAAGAGCAGUGUCCUCCCCGAAGGCCGAUGCACGCAGCAAUUAGGCCGAGUGCCAAAAAAGAGCUCCCAAAGAUUGAGGGAGAAACAUUUGCUAGAGAAAACUUGCAACAGAAUCCCGUUCAAAAAGUCGUCGAUUGGGUCACCGUGUCGGAAGAACACAGCAUCUUCAUUGCAGACGUUGGUCUCAUUCCCGAGGAUUGUGAUCAAAUAGUUGCCGCAACGGAGCAUGUUUGUCGAGGUCAGUAUGCGGCGUACACGUAUGCCAAACAAACUCUUGGUUGUCGAGAAUAUCCAACCUUGGUGAGAGCAUGUUUUCCGCCAGUUCAUACGGUGGUUCAUGCCAUUGGAGAAAAAUUCAACGAGAGUCGGCGAUUGCAGCUGGAUGAUCGGGAACCCCACAUGGUGAAAUACGACACGACCAAAAAGGAACGGCAAAAGCUAGACAUGCAUACGGACAAAUCGGAAUGGACUUUUUUGAUUGCCUUGAGCAAUGGCUGUGGUGUGGACUAUGAAGGUGGUGGAACAUAUUUUGAAUGCAUUGAUGCCGUAAUUCACCUUCAAAGAGGUCAUGCACUCAUCUUUCCAGGGAAACUCCGGCACUGUGGAAAGAAAAUCAUUGGUGGUUUGAGAUUUCUCCUUGUUGGCUUUUUAGUUGACAAAUCAACCAACAAGGAGAAAUUGGCCAACAAGGAAAAUGAUGAAAUCAGUGCCGAUGGCGAAGUCGACGAUGCGGAAAGUAGAGAUGACACGGAUGCUUCUGUGGAUCAAGACAACUACUCUGACACUCCAAUGUCAAAGUGUAUUGACUUGCAAUGCUAG